This is a messenger RNA of Porites lobata, 4274 nucleotides long. The record is from the annotation of a GenBank genome assembly. NCBI's taxonomy places the organism in Eukaryota, Metazoa, Cnidaria, Anthozoa, Scleractinia, Poritidae.
CAGCAGAAUUCUCAUUACUGGACUAUUGCAGAAGGGCAGUAUGGUCCAAUGUUGGUUGGGGAAGAUGGUGACAUCAUGAUUGAAGCAUCCACAUGGAAAAAUAUUCAGGAAAAGUUAAAUGGUGAAUGUAGACACCCUUACUUUGAGUGUUGUUAGAGAUAAUGCAGUACUAUUAUUAUGUUCAUGCCAAAAACAUAACUUUUAUGCUGCGGUUUAAAUUUAUCGUUGGUUCAAAUGUUAUUUUCCUUUGUUUAAAACUCAUUAUGACACAUUACCAUACCCCAAAACAAAGAAAAAUAAAUUUGAGCCAUAGGAUAAAAUUAAACCACCACACAUAUAAUUCCUAAAUUAGGGGCUUCAUGGUUAUAAUAAAAAAUAAUAAAAAUAAUGUGUACAGUUUAAUGAACAAGCAGGAAUGCUUUAUCAAGUUUAAAACACCAGUCACAGCUGAGUGUUUUAGACUUAAUAAAGAGAGAACUGUGACUUUAUUAUCAAACAGCUUAAAAAUCUCUCGAGGCACAUUUAUCCAUUCAUGCACUAAUACAUGUAUUUAGAUUUGGGUUAUUUUGGCUAAGAAAAUUGGUCACAUCAUUAGCAUAUCAGAUAUAUAAUACAAUGUAUAUUAUAAUAAAGGAUUUUUGAAUUACAUCUAUUUGUAACACAUCUUUAAGGUAUUUUAAAGCAAUAAUUCUUAGUACUAAUCAGUCAUUAACUGUGACAGAACCCACAUUCAAAGAACAAGUUGAUGCCCUAAGUAGACAAAUGGACAAAUGUGAAGAUCGAAAAAGAUUAGUGAGUCAACCAGUUUUUAAAGAGUUCCUCGAGUCCAAUGCCCCUACACUAUACAAGGAAAUCCUUGACAGUAUCUUGUCAGAGCGUCAUGGUGAAAAAAGGGCCAACCUGCAAGAGAAGAGAACAACAGCCCUUAUAUGGCAGCUUCUAUAUUACAGGUACUUAAGGGUGCAAUAAUUUUGGUAACUACAUAUAUAGAAAGUCACAAGGCCUAAAGCAUUCACAAAUGAUUUAUCUGGAAUCCCAUUCAAAGAAUCUUAUCCAAACCUCAUGAUCAUUGGAGGCAGAAGUGGGGAGACAUCAUUAUAGCAAUAUUGUGGGAAAGGUGGGGAUUUAGUACUAGUAACACUUUUUUCCUGACUUGAAUAUCAUCUUCCGCUGUAGAUAAUUAUAUUACAAUACUGAUCUACACUACAUUAUGUAUAAUAAUUGUCUGUAAACGUACCUACGUGAAGUACUUUCUAUGGAAUAUACAAGCGCUGAGAUUGAGAGUUCAGUAUUAUUUCCGAGUUUUUUCGGAAAAUAUGUGACUUACUAAUGCUAAAUGUGUCAAGUCUAUUUGGUAUGACUUUCAGAAAUCAGAGACACGGCGAAUUUAUGGAUGAAAGCUCCAUCUUCUUGGAACUUAAUGGUCUGUCAUCUAGUGGUAUGGCCCUUGGUAAAGUGUUGGGAUUUGCAAGAGAUGAAAAAACCAAGACUCAUCAGAAGCACAAAAUGGCAUCUGACCAUUUGACGAGGGCUAAACAAAUGGCUUGUGAAGCUUUUCAAAAGGUAAAAAUAAUACAUGAUAGAAAUUGAAAAAAAAUGUUCCUAAAGGUCCUCACCAAUGUAGUUACAAAACACAACAACAAUCCGUAUGAUAAAAAAGCAUUUUCUACCUACAAAUUAAGCCUGUGAUUUUGAGAUCUUUAUAAAGUAUAAUAUAAUUAUUUCUAAUCAUUUUCUUUCCUUUUCAACUUUGUCUUAACAGAAAUCCUUUCAGAUACUAUCUAUGGACGAUUUCCAUAACAUUAAUGCAAUAAAAACACCAACCAAAAGAAUACUCACCAAUGCUGUUCACAUGGCGACUCUUCUUUUGGACAUCCAGUCUUCUGUUCUCGCAGUUCCUCGUCCCAUUGAGCCAGCCAACAUCCACCGAUGUGUCAUGGUUUCAGAAGGUGGUGGUGCACCCAAGGUCUGCAGAGGUGGAAUUUCAAGUGAUGCAGUGGUUAAUGAAAUGAGGGAAUUCUGGCCACACUAUAGUGAACGCUUUUUCUUGGAGAGUUUGCCUCUGCCAUACAAGGAGAUCGAUCUAUGUAGGAUGCAGCAGUCCAUGAAGGAACUACGGUAAGCAAGUAGACUAAAUUCUUUUACUAGAAGUCCAAAAUGUCACUUCCAUCACCUGGUAUAAUAAGAACUGCAGUGUGACUGCCCUAUUUGCCUUGAUUGGUAGAGUUAACUCUCUAGUCAAGCCUGAAUUAUUUUUUCAGCUACUUACUUGUAGGUAGCCUGUGCUGCAGACGAAACUAAACCUAAACUUGGUUUGUUUACAUGUACAACACAGGCUACAGUGUAAUUACACUUACAAUGUUCUUCAUUCAACUGUGAGGAUCACAUUCACUUCCAUAUCUUCAGCUGCAGUUCAAAAAUAUAAGAAUUCAUAAUUUAUUUAUUUAAUCUACUAGAAGUUACCUUGUAAAUUCCUUUUUUACUAAAAUGUUAACACUUAGCCACAUAUGACUUUUUUAUUGCAGAGUCUGUUCAAGAGAGGACCAUGAAGAAUGCCAAACGUUAAAAUCCACCAUACUAAUCGAUGAAAUCGAACAAAAUCUGCACAGUAAAGAUGACUACCAGGCCUGUCAUCAGUACAUUUUUGACACCAUUCCAGAGUUCAGAGAUUUCCUAAAAUUACAUGUGGCACCUACAGUUGGUGACUGGCCCACAUGGUACCAUCAGAAGAAGAUUGUUUGCCAUGCUGACUUGGAUCAAGAAAUUACAUCCCUGAUUCCUGAGCUGGGACAGUUUCAUGUCUACUUGAAUAGUUCAGAAGAUGUUGUAAAGCAGUAUUAUCCCAUCUUCAAAGAGAUCUAUGGAUCAGUUUUUGGCCAAAGGGUAAGACUGCCUGAAAAGCCCAGGCCAGAUAAAGUAGCACUGUGUAUCACACUAUCAUUCUGUGGUUGGCUGAACAUCCGUAGCCAGGUUAUUCAGGCCUUCGGACUAAGCAAGGACACUGAAUAUACUUGCCUACUUCAUCUCUUUGAGGAGCUUAUUCCUUUGUGUUUCCUGCACUACCCAGUUAUAGUUAGAGGAGGGCAAUUUGAAGAGCUGACAUCGUCAAUGAAGCGCCUGGCCAUCAUGUUUGUAGCCAUGGACCGCCAUCACUACAAUAAAGCAUCACUUUCAUGGCUCAGCGAUGUACAGCACCAGCAGACAAACUUUCCCGAAUAUUAUGAUGCCAAGGGUACCUUAUGUCCAGUCCUGAAUGAAAAGAAGGUUGAAAUCUUUCAUUCGAAGUUAAGAUCCAAAAUAAGAAAGACAGACAAAGGAGCAAAAAUUCAAGAAACAGCCAGACUUAUUGCCAGAUCAAACUUUGAAGAGGAUGGCUUUGAAAGAAGUUAUGUUCCACAAUGUGUAAGAGGAUAUAGUGACCAAGACUUGCUUUUGCUUUCAGGUAAAUAAAAGCCUCCAUGUCUAUAUAUGUUGUGGUUUAACUUAAUCCCUGGUUUAAAUUUUUAUUUUCCUUUGUUUAAAACUUAUCAUCAUACAUUACCAUACCCAAAAACAAAGAAAAAUAAAAUUUAAACCAAGGAUAAAAUAACCACAACAUAUAAAUCAGUGAAAAGACUGAUUGUUGUACUUUCAACCUACAAUGUUACAUGCCUGUUACGAAAGACAAAUUUUUUUUUAAUGAUGAUUUUCUUUCAAAUUGUAUGAUUUUUUCAGGUUUAGCAUCUGAAGGCAUUAUGGCUAUGUUUGAGAGAGUUGCAUUGAAUCUGGGUAAAUCCUACAUGCUUCCAAGACCACUAAACAGAGCUGGCCGUCCAUAUGGAAAAGCACCAUACUACCUAGCAAGUUUUCAGACAGAAUUCACUGUGAAGUCAUUACCUCUAGGGUACAGAUGGCCUUCUAGCCGACCAAAUCCUCAGCUAGACUGUGAUGCAGAAGCAUGCCAUCAUCCUUCUCAUUCAAACAUCCAGCGACUGACAUGUGGCCAUACAUUCCAUUCUCCCUGCAUGUCUGAUGAGAAUGGCAACAGUCUUGGAUGCAUCAUUUGUCUUCGUAACUUGACUGCUGAUAUCCAGAAGCUGUCCCAAGCCUGGAACGUUCGCCUUUUGUCCGGUCUGAAUGAAGUUGAGGAAGAUGGUGGUGAUGGCAAUGACGAUGAUGAUGACGAUGAUGGCAACAAUUCUUCCAUUCCAGAAAUACCUGAUGUACCAAAAGACCACAAGUAUUUCAAGUCACCACAAUUCAUUGAGUACAUCAGAGAAAGAGUUAAUAAGAUU